Molecule: messenger RNA, 423 nt
Organism: Dichotomopilus funicola
Lineage: Eukaryota; Fungi; Ascomycota; Sordariomycetes; Sordariales; Chaetomiaceae
Exons: 1
Coding region: 1-423 (140 amino acids)
Source: RefSeq, a predicted model, not a curated record
AUGCUUCGAACAACCAGCCAUUCAUUCCGCCUUCCCCUGCGUUCCUUCCGGGCGCCAGCCAUUUCCUCCUUUACCCAACAACACCGACCAUACCACCUCACCGCGCGCUGCCUUCUACCAUACAAAGACGACCAAGACCGCCAAAGCCUCAACCCACGCCGCUCAGAGGGGACCAAGAGCGCGUCCGACGACGAAGUGGCCGAGAAAUCCGACGCAGCCUUCAACCCGCGCAAGACAUCGCCUGAAGCGGAGCACGAGAGCGCGGGGAAAGAAAGCAACGGGAACCCGCUGGAGGCGAGCGGGGCGAACCAGGAGUUGUCGAGGCCGAAAUCGUCGUCGCAGCAGCGGUCUGGGGAGGAAGGGAAGAAGGAAAAGAGCGGGGGUAGUGGCGGGAAGAAGGCUGGGAAGGUUGCGCCGAUGUGA